AUGCUCGACCUUCAAGAUUUCAUCAAGGAGCGCGGCGGCGACCCGGAGAAGAUCCGUGACUCCCAGCGCCGUCGCCAUGCGCCCGUCGAAAUUGUCGACGAGGUAAUCGCCCUGUGGGAUGACCACCGCAAGACCCAGUACUCGGCGACGCAGAUCGGCAGCGAGAUCAACGCCGUGCAAAAGGAGAUUGGCAUGAAGAAGAAGAACAAGGAGAACGCCGACGAACUGCUGAAGAAGAAGGAGGACCUGCAGAAGCAGAAGAAGGACAAGGAGGACGAAGCGACUGCGAAGCUCGUCACUCUCACCGCAAAGGCCAAGAGCAUUGGCAACUAUGUCCACGAGUCCGUCCCCAUCAGCGACAACGAGGACAACAACGUCACGGAGCGCGAGUGGAAGCCGGAGGCUGGACUUGGCGCCAAGACGGAACAGACGCUCUCCCACCACCAGAUCGUCACCCGGCUGGCGGGCUACGACUCUGAGCGUGCGAUCAAGCUUGUCGGCCACAGAGGCUAUUGCUUGACCGGCUACGGACUCUUCCUCAACCAGGCGCUUAUCAACUAUGGUCUUGAGUUCCUCUUCAACAAGGGCUACACGCCCAAUCAGCCCCCCUUCUUCAUGAACCGCAACCAGAUGGCCAAGACUGCCCAGCUUGAGCAGUUUGACGAAGAGCUGUACAAGGUGACGGGCGACGGCGAGGAGAAGUACCUCAUCGCCACCAGCGAGCAGCCUCUCUCCGCCCUGCACAGCGAGGAGUGGAUCCAGGGUGGCCAGUUGCCCAUCAAGUACGCCGGUUACAGCACGUGCUUCCGCAAGGAGGCCGGCAAGCAGUACGUUAAUAUCAUCUGCCUGGAGGCCUGGGGCCUGUUCCGUGUACACCAGUUCGAGAAGAUUGAGCAGUUCAUCUUCUGCAAGCCAGAGGACAGCUGGAAGCACUUUGACGAGAUGAUUGCCGCCUCUGAGGAGUUCUACCAGAGCUUGGGUUUGCCCUACCGGAACAAUGCCGCCGCCAAGAAGUACGACUUGGAGGCUUGGUUCCCGUUCCAGCAGGAGUACAAGGAGCUCGUCUCUUGCUCCAACUGCACCGACUACCAGACCCGCGAGCUCGAGGUUCGCUACGGUGUCAAGAAGGCCAAGGAGGCCCCUGGUGGUGGACGCAAGGAGUACGUCCACGCUCUCAACGCUACCCUCUGCGCCACCGAGCGCACCCUCUGCUGCAUCCUGGAGAACUACCAGACGCCCGACGGCUUCAAGGUCCCCGAGGUGCUGCGCAAGUACAUCCCCGGCCAGCCCGAGUUCCUGCCCUACGUCGCCGAGCUCCCCAAGGAGAUCACCGUCGUCGCCGGCCAGAAGAAGAAAUAA
This is a messenger RNA of Colletotrichum spaethianum, 1359 nucleotides long. Its product is annotated as serine--tRNA ligase, mitochondrial. Gene Ontology annotation, molecular function: ATP binding; tRNA binding; serine-tRNA ligase activity. Bases 1 to 1359 code for a protein of 452 amino acids. The record is from RefSeq and is a predicted model, not a curated record. The transcript is spliced from 9 exons. Gene Ontology annotation, cellular component: cytosol. Gene Ontology annotation, biological process: seryl-tRNA aminoacylation. NCBI's taxonomy places the organism in Eukaryota, Fungi, Ascomycota, Sordariomycetes, Glomerellales, Glomerellaceae.